This is a messenger RNA of Alternaria burnsii, 3459 nucleotides long. RefSeq lists its product as uncharacterized. The transcript has 5 exons. Gene Ontology annotation, molecular function: protein binding. Bases 1 to 3459 code for a protein of 1152 amino acids. The record is from RefSeq and is a predicted model, not a curated record. NCBI's taxonomy places the organism in Eukaryota, Fungi, Ascomycota, Dothideomycetes, Pleosporales, Pleosporaceae.
AUGCUCGACAACGGUAGCUUACUGGACAUACAGAACGCCCCCGAAAACGAGAAGGCCAAGCGCUACAUACAGCAAUUGGAUGAAGCAAGAUGCGCCGGGCGAUGGACCGACGUCCCUGAGCUAUGUCGCAAGGUCGAGAAGCAUGCGCCGCACCGACGAUGCCUCACCCUCACAGCGCGAUCCGACGCUCAAAUAGCCACCCAUAGUUCGCAAAGGCCCUCGACGGCCUCCUCUACCGCGUCUACUGGCGACCUAUCCAAUAUCAUACCCACACUACUCGCUACAAUCGAAGAAGAUGGCACACAGGGCCAAGAUAUCUUCCAGGCCAACGUCUGCCUGGCUUGGGCUCACUACGUACUGGGUGAGCCAGGACAGGCAGUUGCGCGGCUACCGCAAGACUUUGGGGCAAUGGCGACCCAGCUGUCCGGGGAGUCAGGCACAUUAAGUGGCUGGUCAAAGGUCUGUCUGGUCAAGGGCACAUAUCUGAAGGGCUCUGGGCUAGAGAAGACAGGUGCCAUAGAUGAGGCAGUCAUGACCUACUCGUCCAUGAUACCUUGGCUAUCCUCCAACACCACCCCAAACACUGAAUCAGCCCAGUUCAAAGUGUGGGGCGAACAGUCUCUCGUCCGCCUCUGCCGGCUCUCGGAUCAGUCCGCGGGCACCAGCGAGAAGAUCAACGCGUCCGAUGCUCUCCGUACCUACCGCUACUGGGCAAAGUUCUGGGAUGCAACCUCCAAGAAUGCUGCAUCAGACACCGGCAGCUCAGCACUAUACCGACGAUUAGCAUGGAAGGCAUACUAUGACUCGCUGUCCACGAUCCUCCGUUACGACCUAGCCUACGAACCUGAUUCGACACCUAUCAUCCAAGAGAAGCCAACACCAACCGCCCAGUCCGACGCACGUCUACGGCAAAGAGCAGAACUGAAACGAGUAGAGGCUGUCUACGAGAACUUGUUGAUAAGGGAGACCAAGUUUCCCAAAGCUAGUGAGACCAACCAUGAAGUCGAAGCGUGGGUAGACUCUGUCAUGGACAACUGGCGCCUUCUAUGUGGUCCUAGCUGGAGUGACGAUGAUCUGGGCGAAGGUGGAAAGGAGGGUGUCGCACGAGGUGUUCUUGAUAUCCUCUACCGAGCGGCCACCAAGACAUACCAUUCUACGCAGAUCUUGCGCAACCUUUUUGUUGUCCACGCGUCCCUCGCCGAGCCUGAACUGGCAUACAAAGCUUACGAUUCGUAUGUCGAAAUCAUCACACGCAACAAGGAUCGAUCAGAAAAGUCAGGCGAAGUGGAGGCGGGCAUUGACGACGAUAGUACCGUCAUGAGGACCUCCGCUGAGGCAAUCAGGAUGCUCUGCCGUUGGGGGUCUAGGCACGAUGCUGAGCGGGCUCUUGAGAUCAGCCACAGUAUCGAGCACUGGCUUGAACAGGCGGAUCACCUCAGGUCAAUGUCCGAUGCCGGCUCUGUCGCCUCUUCCGAGUCCGUGGUCGAACCUACAGCUCUAGCUGCUGCUUACUGUGCCAUCGGUGUCAGUCAGGCGCACUGGGCACGACUGACAUACGAAGUUGAGGCGCGUGCAAAGAUCCAGGCCAAAGCUAUACAAUACCUAAGGAAAUCAUUGUCACCGAGUCUCGGCGACGAACACAACGUGGAAGCCCUAUACGCACUGGCUUUAGUUCUAGCAGAGACACGAGAUAUCCCUGGAGCCAUCAAGGUUGCCAAACGUGCACUUUCUCCCUCGACAAAGGGUACGACUAUUAGUACAGAUGGAGUCAUUUCUGGUGGCAUUCCGACUGAGUUUGGACGCGAAAGAAAGCUAAUACCCGUAUGGCACCUUCUCGCUCUACUUCUCACAUCGCGAUCCGAGUUUUCCGCUGCUGAGAAGGCAUGCGAGGCAGCUUUCGAGCAGUUCGGUGAUCCCGCUAUCCUCUUCGGUCGUGAUUCGGGCGCUUUCCGAAGCGAACACCUCAACCAAGCUGCUGGGCAAGACACGCUCGAAUCAGGUGUUGUAGAUCGCAUGGAACGCUUCGAGAAGAGCAACAUACUGCAGAUUAAGAUGACGCAGCUGUCUUUGCUCGAGAUCACCGAUGGCGCCACCGCCGCAGUAGACGGGUGUGACGAACUUCUUGCGUUAUAUGGCAGACUGUUCGGUGACCCGGCAGCUGACAAAGUCAAGCCCGCACCUGAACCGGCAGCACUGGUGCCCCCAAAAAGUGCUGUGGGAGCUGGUCGAGGAAGUAUUUUCCGCGGACGAGGAUCAGUCAGAACAACUCAGCAAGAGACCGUCCCUCGGAAUACAUCUGCGGUCAGUGGGAACACAGCUACGACGAACCCAGAAGUGCCUCCUGCGAUUCAAGUCACCGACGACAAAGGUGCCGACCACGCUAACGGCCACCACCGUCACCAUCUAUUCCAUCACCACAAACAGAAUGAUGGUCAUGCAAGUAAAGAUCCCACAUCAGAGGUACCACCGCUUCCAGGAAUCCCUACAAAUGGCACACCCUCAAAGUCUCCGCACCCAACUUCUGUUUCUAGUCCCCCAAGGAAAUCCCUAGAAAGUGGUGAACGACCGUUGCGAGAUAUUCCUCACAACCUAGAUCAUGUCUCCCCACCACUGGGUCACGAAGAACAUCCUCCUAGACAAGACACCCGCUUACCUUCUCGCCUCCCGCAUGCAAGUUAUAUCCCUGCGGAUCCUUACUUCUCCAAAAUCCAAGAGCGUCGCCAGAAGGUUUCCUUAUUGGUCAGCAUAUGGAUCUUCAUCUCUGGGCUGUACCUAAGGGCGCACAUGUUUCAGGAUGGCCGGGAGGCUGUCGCUGAGGCAUUGAAGCUGGUGGAAGCGUUUGAGGCAGAGGUGUCAUUGGAAUCCUCAACAGCCAAGGCGCUCGUUGAAAAAGGAUGGGGUGGUGGUAAGAGUGUUGAAGAGCUGUGGGCUGACGUGUUCGCUGCUCGCGCAGAACAGCUCGUAGCCCAGUCGCUGAAGCAUGAAGCUCGUGUAGACUUUGAGCACGCUCUACAACAUUUCCCCGACCACCCUGAGGCCAUUGUCGGCCUGUCGAACAUUCUCUUAGACAUUUACACUGAGACCAUACCACUGGAGCCUGCCAAUGCCGACGGUGUUGUGCAUCCUUUACCACCAUCGGCAUCUCCCGACCAACCAAGCAUAACCAAAUCGAAGACACAAUACCUGACUUCGCACACGCCAUCAGUAGAGAACCAGCUCUCCUCCCCAGAGCUUACCCGUCUCGCCGCGCGAGACCGUGCAUACGGUCUACUGUCCACACUCACCAAGCUUGGUGCUGGUUGGGACUACUCCGAGGCAUGGUAUGCAAUGGCUAGGGCAUACGAGGAAAGUGGGCAGAUCGAUAAGACGAAGGAUGUGCUCUGGUGGUGUGUUGAACUCGAGGAUACGCAUCCGGUGCGUAGCUGGAAGGUCGUUACUACGGGUGGGUUUGUGCUGUGA